Molecule: messenger RNA, 2968 nt
Organism: Wyeomyia smithii (pitcher-plant mosquito)
Lineage: Eukaryota; Metazoa; Arthropoda; Insecta; Diptera; Culicidae
Gene: Alas
Product: 5-aminolevulinate synthase, erythroid-specific, mitochondrial
Exons: 3
Coding region: 626-2407 (593 amino acids)
Biological process (GO): hemoglobin biosynthetic process; erythrocyte development; heme biosynthetic process
Cellular component (GO): mitochondrion; mitochondrial matrix
Molecular function (GO): 5-aminolevulinate synthase activity; pyridoxal phosphate binding
Source: RefSeq, a predicted model, not a curated record
UUUAGGCAGUGUCAUGUAGCUGAGCGCGUUUUAAGCACGUGUAGUUCAUCAGAACAGAAAAAAAAAUCGAGAAGAUAUCCACUACUAUUUCAUUCGAAGAAAACAAGCACAAUUUUUGCAAGUCAACAUGCACGUGCACUACCAUAUAUAAUCGAUCGAUUACGCUGAAAGUGUCAAUAUUCGAGUUACCUCGGUUCAGGGUUUUAUAGUGCGCCAAUACUGUACCCAGCACCCCUUCACUACUAUUGCCAAACGUUAAGUAACCGCCUUGGUGAAGUGGUGGUGUGAUACAAUUCCGUUGAACUAGUUUUAUCUGCUGGCUGACAAAUCUCAGAGAAGACCUUUGACCACAGCUUGGUCUGAAUAGUCAACCUUCAGCCAACCUGGUGCCAGUGUGGUAGCGAUCAGUACUCAGUCUCGAUCGUGUGGUGCAAAACGUACAAUUUUUUCGGGGAGUAAUUUCGUCCGCUGCAAAAACAGAACCUAACCAGUGUGUGAAGGAAUGUUCCAUCGGAAGGAUCCUGGCCAGUGAAGUUUUUAUGCGUUAUUCGCUCGGGAAGAGAUAAAUCAUUCAACGCGUUGCGAAAAGUUUCCGUUGAGCAGCCAUUCAGCAGCCGUUGACGUAAUGAAUAAGCUAGUAAACUCUGCCACUUCAACUUUGUUCCGAUCGGUAAGCAGCAUUAAGAAAAUGCCUUGCCCAUUCCUGACCCGUCUGAGCACCAGCUAUGUGCGCAACUAUGGCCCCGCCCUGUUGAAGGCCUACGGUUCCCAGUGCCCGGUCGUUACGCGUACGAUUUCGACCCUCCAGGGAAACAUGCCGACUGGUAGCGGCCCGGUAGGUGCUGAGCCCGCCGUUGGUACGGCUACGGCCUUGAAGGAGCCGGUAGCAACUCCCAAGCUGGAGGUUAAGCAGCAAAAUCGCGCCCUUAGCUCGCUGCAGCAGCCCAAGGAGAAGGAGGAAGGCAAGAAGUGUCCGUUCCUGAGCUCGGCCGCGCCGCAUGUCAAGGAACUUGGAGAGGAAAGCGUGGAUAUGCCUGCUAGUCGGCCGUUCCCGUACGAGGAAUUUUUCCAUGAUCAAAUCAUGCGUAAGAAGAAGGACCAUUCGUAUCGCGUUUUCAAAAAAGUAAAUCGUUUGGCGGAGGAAGGAAAGUUCCCGCAAGCGUUGGAAUACUCAUGGGGUAAGCGUCCGAUUACGGUCUGGUGCUCAAACGACUAUCUCGGCAUGUCCUGUCAUCCGGAGGUGAAGAAGGCCGUUUCUCAAGCGUUGGAAACGUACGGAGCCGGUGCUGGUGGAACGCGUAACAUUUCCGGCAACUCUUUGAAUCACGAGAACCUGGAAAAACGUUUAGCUGAGCUUCACCAAAAAGAGGGGGCUCUUUUAUUCACCUCGUGUUUCGUUGCGAACGAUUCUACGCUUUUCACUCUAGCUAAAGCUUUACCGGGAUGUCAUAUCUUUUCGGAUGCCGGAAACCACGCUUCGAUGAUACAAGGUAUUCGAAACAGUGGAGUGCCCAAGCAUAUUUUCCGUCACAAUGAUCCUGCUCAUUUACGGGAAUUACUUUCGAAGGUGGAUACGUCGUUGCCUAAAAUUGUUGCAUUUGAAACUGUUCACUCUAUGACGGGAGCUAUCUGCCCACUAGAAGAACUGUGCGAUGUUGCUCAUGAGUAUGGAGCUUUGACGUUCGUAGACGAAGUUCAUGCUGUCGGGUUAUAUGGUGAACACGGAGCGGGUGUGGGUGAGAGAGAAGGAGUACUCCAUAAAAUGGACAUGAUUUCGGGGACGCUUGGUAAAGCGUUUGGAAAUGUGGGUGGUUACGUUGCCAGUACCUCGCGUUUGAUAGAUAUGGUCCGUUCGUACGCCGCUGGAUUCAUAUUUACGACCUCGCUGCCCCCGACGGUGUUAUGCGGUGCGCUCAAAGCCAUCAACAUUUUGGCCUCCGACGUGGGACGUCAACUGCGUGCCCAGCACCAAGAAAAUGUACGAUAUCUUCGCACAAAGCUACGGGAGGAAGGGUUCCCGGUGGAACACACUCCCAGUCAUAUCAUUCCAGUAAAAAUCGGAAACCCGGCGCAAUGUACCGAGUUAUCCGAUUUAAUGAUCAAACGGUUUGGACACUACAUCCAAGCCAUCAAUUAUCCGACGGUUGCACGUGGCGAAGAGAAACUUCGUUUGGCGCCGACACCACACCAUACCAGGGAGAUGAUGGAUAUUUUAGUACGUGAUUUGAAGAUAGUCUGGAUAGAUUUAGGACUACCCUUGAAUGGACCACCAUGCACUGCGGAGUGCACUUUUUGCCGCAAGCCACUGUUGUUCGAUCGCUUCGAGUCCCGCACUAAAUCGAGCUGCGCUGCUGAAAUCAAUUGCCAGAUACCAAACUGCCCGCAAAUUGCCGCCAUCGCUAAUUAAGCGCCGAUGGUGUUUCAGCGAGGCUUUUUAUCUCUAGCACUUGGCUACAACGUUUAAUUUUUCAUGUCUACUAUCCGGUGCUCCACUACCACUAGGAGUGCCGCAAAUCAUGACGGUGAUUGGUGUUCAACUAUAGAAAUCGAUGUUCAACAGCAGCAUAUCGCAGCCACAUAAUAUUUGUACCGUGUCCACAAUAAAUCCAAAAAUCUCUUAUUUCCACCUGGUGUUCAAAUAAUCGUUUGAUCCAGAUUUACAUUUAUCGUUCAGUAUAUUAGUUUUACACCCCUUGUGAUACUAUGUUGAUGUACUUAGGUGUCUAUGUUAUUUGUUGCCUAGAUGUAUCUAAACUUUCUAAUGAGAAAGCAGAAUCGAAAAAAAAAUCUGAUCGAAAUCAAUAUUCCAAGUAUUCAUUCAAAAACACACGUACUACCGUUAUUUUGUCGACAGUCUUGAUUAAUGAAUGUGCAGUAAAAGAACUAAAAAAUGUGUUUGUCGAUAUGUUGUUGACAAUAUUUGAGGCAAAUGGGUGCUAUGGAAAAAUAUAUAUGUGUUGCAAUCGUA